Molecule: messenger RNA, 2058 nt
Organism: Sardina pilchardus (European sardine)
Lineage: Eukaryota; Metazoa; Chordata; Actinopteri; Clupeiformes; Clupeidae
Exons: 2
Coding region: 116-1183 (355 amino acids)
Source: RefSeq, a predicted model, not a curated record
UUUCGAUAUUUGUAAGCUGUCUUUGCUGUCGGCUAUUGGUAGCUGUCCAUACAUUUCUGAGGAGGGGAACAACUUCCGAAAGUUUACGUCAGUCUAAGGCCAGAGUAUUCAAGCCAUGGAGUCCAUCGCCAAUGUGUCCGUGGCAGCCAUUACCAAUGUGUCCAUGGCAACCAUCGCCAAUGUUCCCAUGGAGUCCAUGAUGACCAUCGGCAAUGUGUCCAUGGAGUCCAUGACGACCAUCGCCAAUGUUUCCAUGGAGUCCAUUACCAAUGUGUCCAUGGCAACCAUCGCCAAUGUUCCAAUGGAGUCCAUGACGACCAUUGCCAAUGUUUCCAUGGAGUCCAUCACCAAUAUGUCCAGCUGUGCGUCUGCAUGGUCUCACAGGGAGAAGUUGGCUAAAGUCUCACUGGUCGUGUUCCUCUUCGUAGGGUUUUGCAUGGGACUGCCCACUCUGGUUUGGGCUCUCCUGUACCUGCGUGCCUACCGGGACCGUGGCGCAACGAUCUCACCCUUCAUGAUCGCCCUCCUCCUCAGCGACGUCGUGGAGCUUGCCCUCAUUCCCUUAAUGGUGUACUUUUUAUUUCAGGACGACACCUGUGGGUGGACCGGCUAUCAGUGUGUAGCGAUGUAUCCAUUGUUCGCCUCGCUGAGACUGUGCGGUUUUGUCUAUCACCAGCUGGUGGCGCUGCAGGGGGUUUGGGCUCUGAGGCGCGCGAUCUCCUCCGCCACAAAACCGUCUCUCUCUUUUCGCCGCUUUGCGUACAACUAUGUGUCCUUCUCGGUGUUCGUAUGGACAUGUUUUAUCCUUGUAUCUGUAUCGGAGGGUCGAAGACUUCCCAGGCUGGUCAUAUGUGGUGUCAUUUGUUUUCUAGUGGCCUUCACGUCCAGAGACGCUUUCACAUCGUUCCCCUCCACUGAUGCAGUGUAUCGCCGGCUGGCCAGCUGCAGGGACCCACGUCUCAACAUAUUUGUUGCCUACAUGGCCAUUCUGUGUUUUGUCUACGGCCCUUUCGUUGUAGUCAUGGUCUUUGACGAGUACAUCGAUCCUUGCGUGGAUUCGCUUUUGUUUUUUGCGUCUCUCUCCGUUAUGAGUUUGCGUCUGAUGGCGGAACCUUUGCUGUGUGUUCUGGUCUGCAGGGAAUUCGGUCAAACAUGCCAAACGUUAGACCUGAGAUCAGACUAAUGUUGAUCAUCUGUCUGACUUGAGCUCUUCUUUGGGUGAACCCAGGCGACCCUGUUAGCAAAUAUGAAAUUGCUCUGCAGAGGUGGAAAACUCCAGGUUCAGAGAGUAAAAGUCCAAUCAUGUAUUGGUUAUUGGCUACUGUACCUGUGUACAGCACUUAACACAGGUGAUCUCGUCAAUUAGCUGCUCUAGCUGGCUGAAGAGUUGUGCUAAUUAGAAUCAGAUGGUUCAAGUGAAUGGUUUGCACAGAUAUGUGGUAGGACUUUUGCUUUCUGAAGCCAGACUUUUCCACCUCUGUGCGGGUCCAUCUGGAAAGAAUCCCAUUGACGCUCAUUUCUGAACUUCCAUGGGCAUAACCAGCAGUGAUGUUACACUUUGAAUUUAUGCAUUCAAAUCUUACUAACUCAUUUCAGAAGCGCAGGUAACAUGCUUUUUUUGUUGUUUGUUUUACAUGCAGUUGUUUUCUCAAUUCCAAAGAAAAUAAACAACACAUGAUGUUUAGGCCUGUUGCCAUCAACACAGCCAUUGGUUGUGUUGAGUGCACUGUUGGUUUUCUGAUGAGUUGAAAACAGGUGUGUCAAUGAGAUCCUUGCCAAGCAGACCCUGCAGAGCAAAUUCAAGUUUGCUAACACGUUUGUCUUGGUUCGUCCAAGCUGGAGUAGUUGCCAAAAAAAGGCACAACAUUCCCUGGAGGUGUAUCAUUUCUUUCUUAUCUUGUGUCUUCUAUUCUGUAUUCUAUUGAUUGUAAUUGAAUAGUGAUUCAUACAAUGCUAAAACUGCUGUUAAUGACCGACCAGCAUCAUCCGACAAAUACUGGAAAUGGAGUGUUUCCUUCAUCAGUCUUUUCAAUAAAAAAUAGUUAUUGUAAUAAAAUA